Molecule: messenger RNA, 966 nt
Organism: Callorhinchus milii (elephant shark)
Lineage: Eukaryota; Metazoa; Chordata; Chondrichthyes; Chimaeriformes; Callorhinchidae
Gene: ccdc198
Product: coiled-coil domain containing 198
Exons: 6
Coding region: 1-966 (321 amino acids)
Source: RefSeq, a predicted model, not a curated record
AUGGGUUCGGGGUCGUCCAGAGCGGGUCCCAAGGUGAUCCCGGUGAUCCCGGCGGGGAGUGGGAGCGGGAGUGGCAGUGGGAGCGGCAGUGGCAGUGGGAGCGGGAGCGGCAGUGGCAGUGGGAGCGGCAGUGGCAGUGGGAGCGGCAGUGGUGACAGCGGACUCGGCUCCUCGCAGUCGCUGUUCCCGGCACAGCAGCGGAGGGGUUGGAGCGGCGCUCAGACAACUUUGCUCUGCGGGAGAACCGACCUCCCGCCCCUCAGGGAGUCCCUGUACCUGAGCUGUGCAGAGGUCCCCAGGGCCAUUUCAUUUGAUGUGACACUGGACAAUGAGGAAGCGAGCAUUAUAAAGAGACACCCCCCUCGAAGGCUGCAGAGACUGGAGGCUUUGAAGCCUGUUGCGGUCAACACCACUGUGAGGCCACUGGAGAAGCAGCGAGCAGCGAAUGCACGGAAAGCACAGACACUUGCAAGACAAAUGGAAACAGCAAAACAGUUUUCCAGGAGAAGGCAUCAAAUGCACCAGAUUCAACAUCAUGAGAAGAAACAGAGGAAACAAGAGGCAAUUGGCUUUGAGGAACAACUGGAACUGAGGCACAAUCUUCCCCCGCAUGUGAGAAUCAGCAAGCCCAUAAGACAUGAUCUCGGGGCCAGAGACUGUGAAGAAAAUACUCAAAACAUAAACCACCAAGAAGAUCAAUAUUAUAUAGGAGUAGAACAUGAUGAAACAUUCAAUGUGGAUUAUGACAAUCUGUGGCCCAGCUUGACCUCGUCGAUGUACCUCACAAGUGGGCGCAGGGGACCUCCAGAACGUCUUGUGCAGCUAAGGCACCAGCGAGGCACUCAUAGUCAGAGUUCCAGCAGCGACUCCUGUGGGGAGGGGACCAACCAGGCACAGCGUAGGCUGCUGAGAACUAAGGUUGAGAAGAUCCCGAUGUUUGAUGAGUUCUUCGAUCAGGAGUUAUAG